GUUUGAUCAACGGUGGUGUUUUGAUGGAAGUUGAUGUUGUUUGUGGAGUGUUUUUAUUCAUUUCUCUUCAAUUCACGAUUAAGACAAGUCAUACGAAAAAGGGAAUUUGGUGGGCUAUGGACUAAUAGAGAGGUUAUGACUAAUAGCUAAGUGACACACCGUUUUAAUUUAAAUUCAUAGCUAGAUGCGUUGCUAUUGAACCCUCGGGAAGAAAGAAAACAGCAACGUAACGUCAGUCAACGGUUCGAGACGUUCUUUGUUUAUGGUGUGCCAGACCGAACUGCAGUAUUUUGUUAUUUCCUUUUGAAUAUCUUUUUAUAUUUAUUUAUAAUUGUGCGUGUUUAAUUACAAUAACGUUACUCGAUUUAUAACCGGUGUUAGCAAUAUCUGAAUAGCAAUAGCCUGUUAUUAACGUUAUAACGUUAUUUACAAGUCGACAAAGUUGUUGUCAAGUUGCUGAGUUGUCCUCUGAUCAGAAGCGAGGCAGCUUAGCACAACGUGAGGAGUGUGGAAAUAUUUGGAACUAGUUACUUCGUGUGUUGUGUGAUCGUCAUUUGCACAUAGCUAUCUCGGUCAGCUCAACCUGUUGGUAGAGCUACAUGUCAGCCACUAGCCUGUAAGUCUCAGUUGACUUAGUGUACUAGCUAGCUAACUUACCAAGUUGAUUGCCCAAUUCCUUUGUUUCUUGUCAGCAGGGAUCACUGCAAAGUAUGUUAACGGUAGUAACGUUUGUGUCAUUGCUAGAUUUUGUCUGUCUUCGUCUCUGAAAGAUACUUUUCAGGUUUUCAUGCAAACUUGUAUUGUUUGUCUUUGAAUUAAGUAUUCUUUAUUGUGUUGUUAACUUUAAUAUUGUUCCGAAACUGUGCAAUUGAUAAAGAGUGAUUAAGAAGAUAAGGAUUAGGCAGUCUAGUAUUAAAGGAAGCUCUAGUUCUGGCACAACAAGCAGAGAAGCUCGUAGAAUAUCCUUCUCACUACUUGCCAAUGCUGGAUCUGGAAGUUGUUCCUGAGAGAUCUUUAGGAAAUGAACAAUGGGAAUUCGCAUUAGGGAUGCCAUUGGCCCAGGCCAUUUCCAUAUUACAGAAACACUGCCGCAUUAUCAAGAAUGUCCAGGUUCUCUACAGUGAACAGACACCACUCAGUCAUGACCUCAUACUCAAUUUGACUCAGGAUGGAAUUAAACUGCUGUUUGACGCCUGUAACCAGAGACUGAAGGUGAUUGAAGUAUAUGACUUGAGCAAAGUGAAAUUGAAAUACUGUGGAGUACAUUUUAACACUCAGGCUAUAGCACCGACCAUUGAGCAGAUUGACCAGUCGUUUGGCGCCACACACCCUGGAGUGUACAAUGCUGCAGAGCAACUGUUCCACCUAAACUUCAGAGGACUCUCCUUCUCCUUCCAGCUUGACUCAUGGAAUGAAGCUCCCAAGUAUGAGCCUAACUUUGCCCAUGGCUUGGCCUCCCUGCAGAUUCCCCAUGGGGCCACUGUGAAGCGGAUGUACAUCUACACUGGAAACAACCUGCAGGACACCAAGGCUCCCCUGAUGCCCAUGGCCUGUUUCCUUGGCAACGUGUAUGUGGAGUGUGUGGAUGUGCUGAGGGAUGGGGCCGGGCCACUUGGACUGAGACUCCGCCUCCUCACUGCAGGUUGUGGGCCAGGAGUGAUGGCUGAUGCCAAGGUGCGGGCAUUGGAGAGGAACAUCUACUUUGGAGACUCCUGUCAGGAUGUGCUGAGCGCUUUGGGCUCACCUCACAAGGUCUUCUACAAGUCUGAAGACAAGAUGAAGAUUCACUCUCCCUCGCCACACAAGCAGGUUCCGUCCAAAUGCAAUGACUACUUCUUCAACUACUUCACCCUGGGGGUGGACAUACUCUUUGAUUCUAGCACACACCUGGUGAAGAAGUUUGUCCUUCAUACUAACUUCCCUGGCCAUUACAAUUUCAACAUAUAUCAUCGAUGCGAUUUCAAGAUACCACUUGUCAUCAAGAAAGAAGGGGCUGACCCCCAGGGGGAGGACUGUAUCCUCACCACUUUCAGCAAGUGGGAUCAAAUUCAGGAGCUACUUGGACACCCCAUGGAGAAGCCGGUUGUACUCCAUAGAUCAUCCUCAGCCAAUAAUACCAAUCCCUUCGGCUCUACGUUCUGUUUUGGCCUACAGCGAAUGAUCUUUGAGGUCAUGCAGAACAACCACAUAGCUUCAGUGACUCUGUACGGCGCUCCCAGACCCAGCAGCCGGGCCCGAGCCGAGGCCGGCACCCACUGAACAGCGCCCCACUGCCACCCCGACCCGGGCCACCGCCCCACCCCAGGCCGAGGCCAGUCUCUCUCUUCUCCAGUCCGCUCCACAGCAGCGCCGGAACGAUCAGCGCAGCGUCCCUCGGUCUCGCCCACUGCCAUGUUCACACCGGAGAGGCCUGCCGGGAGCUUCCCCUGGACCCAUCUCCCCCGUACGACAGGCACCUGAUCCCGCCUCCGUGGUCUCCUGCCCCCUCUGCCUCGCCCCGCCCAUGUGAUCUUCCUCGCCCCACCCACAUGGUCUCCUGUCCCCUCUUCCUUGCCCCGCCCACGUGAUCUCCUGUCCCCUCUUCCUCGCCCCACCCACAUGGUCUCCUGUCCCCUCUGCCUCGCCCCGCCCACGUGAUCUCCUGUCCCCUCUUCCUUGCCCCGCCCACAUGGUCUCCUGCCCCCUCUGCCUCGCCCCACACACAUGGUCUCCUGCCCCCUCUGCCUCGCCCCACACACAUGGUCUCCUGCCCCCUCUGCCUCGCCCCACACACAUGGUGUCCUGCCCCCUCUGCCUCGCCCUACCCACAUGGUGUCCUGCCCCCUCUGCCUCGCCCCACCCACGUGGUCUCCUGCCCCCACUGCCUCGCCGCGCCCACGUGGUCUUCAUCAGCAGAAAACUCAUUAGACGUGGUCAGACGUGCUGGCGGUGUUAAACCAGUGCACAUGUGUAUGCUGGUGUGGCCAACACAGUGGCCUACUUACACAAACAAGCACCCGCGCAUGCUGCAGUUCCUAUUGACAUUAGAAUACUGGGUUGACAUACUCACGUGCAUAGGAGAUGGAAACCAAAAGCCUGACAUGCACACACCCCCAAAGCAUUGGAAUCCCUUCACCACUGUAUGGAAAUGUUGGCGCUGAAAACACACAUGCAUAUGGAUGCAGGCCCAUCUCGUAUCUGCCGCACUAACUUUAAAUAAUUUCAUACGAAGGAACGAACACGCGUGUACAUAGGCACCAAAAUAACUGCAUGGGAAUAGAGGCUGUGGUUGUUAAGGGGAGUGUGGUGAAAGAUUACAAGCACAAACUGGCCUCCAUGUGGUGGGUUCUGCUUUGCAUGCGGUCAGGGUUACCGUCUAGGCACAUGAACACACACACACACACACACACACACGCUAGGACCAAGUCCAUAGAAUAAACCACCUCCUGUUGCAAGGCCGUAAAGCAUUCAUCGCAUUUCAUAGUGUAAGUUUGUUUUGGGUUUUUGCAAGGAAAGAAAGAAACAUUGGUUUUAACAUUUGCACUAAGAUAUACCCGUUUACUUGAGAUUGUGUCCCCUCCACUGAUAUUUUAUUUCCAUUAGUGAUGACUGAGGAAAGGCUCCAGGUCUUUUUUCACCUGAUUGACUUGAGAGAAAAGCCAUGCAUCCUUCCGUUCUCAUGCACGCUAUCCCAUCUAUUGUCCAUUUUCUGUAGCUGGCCUUUACAUCACGUCAGGUCUCUCGAUUCCUCCCCCUUCUCCACACCCAACUGCUUUCCCUGCACCUCCUUUCCACGACAGAUAUCUAAAUGAAUCUAGCUAAAUCCUUCGGAUUUACUGAAUCUUUGCUGUUAUUUCAUAAUCAGUUGUAUUCUGUUAAAUUGCCAAAAUGUUAGCCAAAGAUGUUUUAGCAUGUUUUUAAGUUAUCCAGACAUUUUAGUAUGUUGUCAACACUUGCCCAUAAAUGCAGAGACAUUCCCUCCUUAAACAUGUUGUUACCCCAGGCCCCUGAACCUUAAUCUCAAUCUCUACAAAGUACUUCUUAAGUAUAUCAUCUUUAUUAUUGCUUUGUGCUUUUAAUGCAGCUCUUUUAUCAAUCUGUUUUUAGUAAGAGGUCUCCUGUCUGUUGCAGGCAGAUUGGGGUCUAUGUGCAGCAGCAGUCUCUUCCGGUGAUCGGUGUUUGUACAGAUUUGUAAAUAGUGUGCUCUUUUCUUUUGUCUUGUCAUUCUAAUGGUACAAUAUGGGGCCUGGAAUGUUUUAAGGUCCAAGCAGACACUAGGUGGGAUACUGUUUGAUGUCUCUUCCCCAAGCGAAGACGACACUGGCUGGCGCUCCUACGACCUGCUCCUGGAGGGUUCAUUCAUCUCUUUAGCUCCGCUUUAACCACUAUUAGUGCUAGAGACAGAUGCUGAAUAAAGGAUAAAGCAGAGACAAAGACAGGUUAUUGUUGGAUAGGGAAGGAAUCCCUGUAACUAUAAUGUUCAGAACCCUCCGAUGUGGGUGUGGUCAGUACCGUUCUAGUGGGUUGAUUGAUGUACCAAUGCUAGAUCAUAGAUGUAAUCACGUUGCUAUGACGAGGCUCUUCAGUGUGUCCUCCCAUCUGGUGUAACGGCUCCAAUGAGUCUAACCUUCCAGGCUUCAGCUUAGUAGCGUGUAAUGCAGACUUGUUACAUGGGCAUUGUUCAUUCUGUUACCUUGACCUUCCCCCCCCUCCCCGAGUAGCGAUGUUGGAGAAAAAAAAAAAAAAAGAAGGCCUGUACUGUUGCUAACGUUGUUUUAAUUUAAUCCCUUGCUUUGUGCGAGUUCUAUAAAAACAAAGGAAGAAAAGGCUAAAGAGCUUGUUAAUGUUGUGCCUCAUCUCCCACCGAGCCGGUCUUCUCUCUGUAAAUGAAACUAAUGAACUGCAUUGUGUAGCAUGAACAGCUAACAUGAUCGACUCCUUGUUACUCAUAGCCUGUCAUUGUCCUCUUUAAUAAAGACUUGAUGUACAGUAGAGGUCCGAACUCACUCAUGAAGGGCUAUUCUGAUCACUUAAACCCUGGCAAGAUUUGGGAAAAUUGCACAAUACAAAAUAGUACAUAGUUUAGAUGUGUUCUGGUUGCUGAACACAGAAACGUGUCUAUCAUUCUGAACAUCUCACAGCAAGACGAUGGUUUGACCAGCAGUAUGGCCACCUCCGUCUGCCUGCCCUUCAUGACCUGAGAUUGACACACACUGGUUGUGUUGGAUGGCGUUUAACACAGUGCACACCCAGCCCAUGAGAGGUUAGCUGUUGAUGGGAUUUCAACUUGCUGUAGGUGAGUGUGCAUUUAUGAGCGAGCAAACAAAAGGCAACGCAACCAAUGUUGUGGCGAGGUUUCUAGAAUGUUACUGCUGACAGUAAGUUGCUAGUGUGCUGGGCUGUGCUUGCCCAAUCUCAGGUGGACAUAUCAGAUUUUUUUUAUGCCAAGAGCAAGUGAAUGAUUAAUUUUCAUAAGUUGGUUUUGGCUGUUAUAUUUACUCUGAAUUGAUCCUUUUUGCAUUGGGAUGAAUGAAUGAUUGUCUGUAGGAUUGUGUGUAAUUACAAAAUGGACAACUUCAGAUCUGUGUAAUACUUAUAUUAAUGCUAUGUAAUUUCUCCCUUUAUAUUGUAUGUUUCAUCCCCUUCCCCAAAACAAAUAUUUUGGGGUGCAUUCAGUACAUUUAACCCAUUUCUGGAAAUGGGAGUUCUCCUUAAUUAAACUUGUGAAUUAAAUUCA
Molecule: messenger RNA, 5716 nt
Organism: Esox lucius (northern pike)
Lineage: Eukaryota; Metazoa; Chordata; Actinopteri; Esociformes; Esocidae
Gene: phaf1
Product: chromosome 19 C16orf70 homolog
Exons: 16
Coding region: 982-2259 (425 amino acids)
Biological process (GO): Golgi to plasma membrane protein transport
Cellular component (GO): synaptic vesicle membrane; dendrite; trans-Golgi network
Source: RefSeq, a predicted model, not a curated record